UAAUAAAACCGACGGUGUGAAAAAAAAAAUCUCAUGCAUAGUAAUUCAAAUUAUCUUCUUGUUUUAUUUUCAAAAGGAAUCAGCGAGAACGUUGUUUCGUUUUUUCUUAAGGAUCUAGAACGUUACAAUGUUCGAAACGUUGAAGAAUACAAAGAUACAGCGUUGCUCUUUUCCCGAAUAUCCAAUGCGACGUCCAAAGUUAUUUGUGUGUGCGCCGCUCAAACCUGCUACACGUUAAUGAAAGAUGCUGUAACACAAUUGUCGUCACCUAAAAACUUACACGGCCUAAUACUUUUUUGCGGACCUUAUGAAGAAUUUUAUGCAACUUGGGCCACAAAGUGCCCAGCGUUGAAGUUUUUAUCCCAUAACUUAAAAGAGGUACGACGAGCAGUGGUCUGGUGUUUAUCCGGAGGAGACUUUAAUUCUCAAGGUGAUGCGAUUUUAUUAGACGAUUCUAAUGAGGCAUUAGGCGUAAAUGAAUAUCAAAAUCAAGAGUAUGGUAGCAAAAGUACCCUAUCCAUCAACAAUACCGAAAUUGAUCAAUUAUCGUGCAGAACGAUACAAACUACACAAUCUUUUACACGGCUCAUCGUUUUGUGGUUCCUUCAUGAUAUAAUUGGAUCAAGGCAUGUGGAUAUACCUCUAUAUACUUCUUAAACUUUUUGCAUGAGACACUGUACUAAGAAGUACUGGCGAAGGGUAUAUGAGUUUUUCUGAAUUUUCACUUGAAGCCUUGGUGAAUUAAUUAAAGGAAACGACAAUAUUAAUAUUUUUAAUACAUGCCUUGGAAAGCGUGCAAAAUUGUUGUUCAGAUCGUCAUUGUCAUUUCAACAUAGCAAUAUGCGCCGUAAUUUUUUUUUCAUGAAGAAUGGAUAUAUCUCAGUUUUUUGUUAAUGCUAACGUUUUGGUUAUUUAGAUAAUGUUUUUUUAAUUAUUUUUGAAAAAAAUGAACUACUCAUGUAACAAAAAAAAGAAAAGAAUUAUUA
Molecule: messenger RNA, 986 nt
Organism: Hylaeus volcanicus
Lineage: Eukaryota; Metazoa; Arthropoda; Insecta; Hymenoptera; Colletidae
Exons: 8
Coding region: 34-657 (207 amino acids)
Source: RefSeq, a predicted model, not a curated record